Messenger RNA from Cannabis sativa, 1338 nucleotides. RefSeq lists its product as uncharacterized. Lineage: Eukaryota; Viridiplantae; Streptophyta; Magnoliopsida; Rosales; Cannabaceae. Bases 1 to 1338 code for a protein of 445 amino acids. The transcript has a single exon. The record is from RefSeq and is a predicted model, not a curated record.
AUGGGCGUACAACAAGGGGUUAACCUCCCCUCCUCCGGUGAUGGUAGACAGCCCACCACCUUGGAGCAACAGGUUACAACAACUGAGGCAGCCCGCCAGACGGUUAGCGCAUCUCCAAUUGUAGAUCCGGGUUUGGCCCGCAAGCCAGCCGAGAUGGAAGCCCUCAUUCAGCGUAUCCCUGGAAUGCCUGCUCCUAUCAAGAAGAGUGCCGCAAGCUGCUACGCCGACUCACCAUUUGUCGAUGAGAUAGCUUUAGUGGAGAUGCCUAAGAAAUUUAGCUUUUCCAACAUGAAGAUGUUCGACGGGACAUCUGACCCAGACGACCACAUCGCCCAAUAUCGACAAAGGAUGUUCACCGUGGCCAUUCCACGUGACAUGAGGGAAGCAUGCAUGUGUAAGGGGUUUGGUUCGAGUCUAAUCGGACCAGCCCUCCAGUGGUAUACUAAUUUGCCUAAUAAUUCUAUUAAAACUUUUGCACAACUCACUGAUACUUUUGUUGAGCAGUUUGCCAGUAGCAGGAAAUUAGAGAAGCAAUCAGAAGACCUUUACGUCAUCGUCCAACGACGUGGGGAAGCACUGAGAGAUUACGUGGGGCGCUUCAAUAAAGAAAAAGUGUCUAUCACCAAUUGUAACCAACACACAGCCAUCUCAGCUUUCCGCAAAGGACUUCGCUACGACUCAGAUUUAUACAAAGAACUCACCAAGUACCCAUGUAAGACUAUGGAAGACGUCCUCGCCAAGGAAUGGGCCCAAAUCAAGUGGGAAGAAGAUGAAGUCAACUACUACAGAUCCUCUCCAAGAAAAGAGACUCGCAGAGAUUCUAGAGUAGACAGACGGCACAACGACAAACGGUCUGAGCGAUACCCGACUUCUAACAAGUCAGAGAACCGAAGAAGGGAUUACAACCGGCCCACUGACACAUAUCCUCGAAGUGGACCGAAGAUGCCCGAGUACAACUUGUCCAUCUCACCUGCUGAGGCUGUUCAAGUACUUAAGGGGCUUGGAAGCAAAGUAAAGUGGCCUGAGAAGAUGAGGACUCCAGCUGAGCAGAGGGACAGAAGCAAGUGGUGUGACUUCCACAACGACCAUGGCCACCGGACUGAAGAGUGCAUUGCCUUAAGAUUAGAAGUAAUCAACUUGCCAAAACGGGGCCACUUAGUCGACCACCUCACCGACAAAGGAAAGAAGACUUACCAGGGUCAGAGGGACACGAUAGACAACCAAAGGGACAUAACACCGCCCAGGCCACCUGUUCAUGAGAGAACGGUCAACGUAAUAACAGGUGGCUCAAAAGUAAGUGGAGUCACCUACCGCAAAGAAACAUGCACGUCAGGCUAA